UUUCUUUAGGUAGAUUUCUCAGGAACUGCUGUCUCCACUACUUCCCCUGCUCAUGCUGACAGUGCAGAAAUUGAAAUGCUGUUUUUCUGAUUGAAUAGAUUAAUUGGGACCAACCCAUAUGUGACCCAUUCAACAUUCCAUUACACUUGGUGGCAGGCAUGGACCAGAAUCGAGAGACAAUCCGCCUGAAUUCUGUGCGCAGGAUAGAUCCUCACGUGGCACAGAUAAUGGACAGUGCCAACCGCACGGCACUGUACUCAUAUGAGCAGGAUGGAGAAUCAUGGGCCAAGACAGAAGUGGAGGGUACUCUUAUGGUCUACUCUCGGUGUGCUCCACCUCAUUAUAUGGUUACCAUCAUAAACAGACUAAACAAAUCUAAUUUUAUUGAACCUCUCUCAUCUGACUGUGAUAUACAAGUAAAGCCUCCAUAUCUCCUUUUUAGGAAUGCUAAGGGUGGCAUAUAUGGGAUAUGGUUUUCAGAAGCAGACGACGUUCAGCGUAUAGCAGUGUCUAUUCAGGAACGAAUGAAAAAUGAGCCUCCACCUGCGCUUCAGCCUGCUCCCAAUAUAAUGGCUGAUCCAGCUAUUGCUGUUGCUGGUGCACCUGGUGGAGAUAUUAUGAGCAUGCUUUCCCGUGCUCAUGGAGAAUUUGCAAGUAAACGGCAAGAACCACGUAGCAUUGUGAACACAGCUACAAGUACAAGUAAUGAUCUUGUUAAGCCAGCACCUUUAAGAGUUCAGGCUGGGGAGCAAAACACGGUUGCUGAUUUUUUUGCCAAAGUUUCUGGAGCUCAGGCAGGCCUUGGUGGUACUGGAUUACAUUCUCCUGGUUCAGGGCCCCCAGUCUCUACAGCCAAUCCAUCAUCAGGCACAAAUCCUAUGUUGCAGAAAUUAUUUCAAGGUGCAGCAGCUGUAGGUGGUCAAGCCAUUGUGCAGCUUCCUGCAGGAGCACCUGUGCAAAAUCAACAAGGCACUACUAAUCCUAUUCCCAUACCUGGUUCAGCACCUCAGAACCAUCCAUCAUCAUUAUCAUCAAGUGUUCCAGGUGGAGCACCUAUAUCUCUCCAAGAAUUAGAGGGCCGAUUCAAAGAUAAUUUAAGAAUGUCAAAUCAAGUUAAAGAAGAGGAAAUACCUCAUCUGAGUCAGCACCAAAAACAUCAUGAGUCAUAUUCUCAGCAAAUACCUCACUCUGAGCCAUCAUUACUUUCACCUCAGGUGUUUACAAGUUCACGAACCUCGGAACCUACCCUGAGUGGUACCCCUCCAGUUGAUACUACUGGUUCACGCACCUUCCCUGGCCUCUUGACUCCAGGCACCACAAUAACUAUGGAUAUGAGGCCACUUAAUGGAUCUCAAGAAUCCCUUCAUGACGGAAUAAUAUGCAGUUCUUCGCAAGUGACCCCCUUGACACAGGAACAGUUGGUUCAGGCAUUUACCCUUCUCCUAAAGAAAGACGAUUUUGUUAGACAAUUACACGAAGCAUACGUUCAGGCUUUAAAUCAGUCUCUCAAGGGUUGUUUGUAGGCAAACAACAAUAAAAUUGUAGUAAAUUUGUCAUUUGGUUUUCCAUGUUGUGCUUUUGCAUUCUCAUGUAAUAGUGUUCAUUAUAAUGUGUUAUAAUGUGCAUCAUGACUGUGAAAAUAUAAUUAAAUGGUAGUUAUUUGUCACAUCAAAUAUGAAACUAAAUGAAACUUAUAUUUUUAGCAAAGUUUUACAAAAUAUAUACAGAAUCAUGUGUGGAAGAAAAAAUAGCUUUUUCAUAUGCAGUAUAUCAUAUGUCUGUGAGUGUUGUUUUGUGUGUGCAGUAAUUGAGCGGUAGAAGGUAUUAUUCUAAUUGAGAGCUGCAAUGUAGACUGAUAAUUUGUUUAUGGAGUUUCCAUACUGUAAUUUAUUCUGCCUUGUCAGUCAUACUUAGCACAAACCUUUUCUGAUAACUUGGUAAAUGAUAGAUAGAAAUACAUUAUAUUCAUGUUAGCCCUGCUUAUAUCCUGAGGAAAAUAAUUUCUUCAAAUUGUUUUAAAUGUGUAUUGAAACUGUUACUCAUUGAUAUUCUAGAACCUAUUGGCAAGAUUGCUGGGAAUGAACUCUUAAAUCGCCCUUUUGGUGUCUCUUUGUCCUUUAUAAUGUCCAGGCUGUGGGAGUGUGUAUAAUAGGGAUUUGGCUAAUGCAUUUCACUACUGUAUUUUCAUUUUAACUAAAAACAAAAUUUAUAAUUUUAUUUCCUUAGGUGGCGAAUUUUAAGAUUUCACUCCUAUUUAUUUUCUACUUUGUUCUUUUUUUACAGACAUUUUGAGCUUCAGUACACUAUGCAUGAAGCUCUUUUAUUACUUUGAGAUAAACUUUCAGAAUUGUACCUGAUCCAUGGUAUUCUAAGAAAGGCAUUCAUAUUCUUGCUUUUAUUUACUUGCAAUAACAAUUUUGUCAAAGACAUUUUUAGAUUGCAGCAUGCAGUAAUUCUGACUACAGAUGUUACUUGCAUUUUUAAUUCCAAAGAAUAUAUUUUUGAUUGUAUCUUGUAUAUUACAGUACUUAGUAAAGAGAUCUGUCAAUGUAAGAACAUGUUGAGAUAUACAUAUGUACUGCAAAGUGAAAUUAUUAAUUCACAUGUAAGGACAAGAGACAUAAAUCUCUCUUAUGAUCAAUACAAUUAUCUCUCUUACAUGUGAAUCUUCCAUUGUAUGAUUGAAUUCUGUCUUGUAAAAACUUCUAGAUAUGAUCCAUUUUCACAACUGGAUUAUUGUAUAAUAUUGUUUACCUAACCCUGAGGUACUCCUAAGGAGAGUAAGAGUUUUUUUACAAUACUGUAUAAGCAAGUUUCUUUUGUUUCUAAAGGCCUCUCAGUCAUCAUUUGAGUUAAUAUAUUUAAAUUUAGCCAUAUAAAAAUCUCAAGAUAUAGCAUAUUUAAAUGUGUAGAAAGGCAAAUAAACACACCAAUUUCAGUUACAAAAUUUUGUCCUUCACACAGAAGUUGUAAGAGCUGAUAUUUUAUGUGUGUGCUGCAUUCUAGCUUAACUGCAAUGAGUCUAUGGGCACAGGACCAGCAUUAGGGGAUUUUUUGUUGGGUUUUAAUUUUGUGAAAUCACUUGGUAUAUAUAUUACAUCAUUAUAUAUUUUUUGAGGAUCAGUCUAUUCCCUUUCAAAACUAUCAGUUACUGAUCCGUACCAAAUAGUAUAUCAGUUUCACCUGUCAUUGAAUAUACUGUAUAAGAUGUUUAGAAUGAUGACUGAGCCAAAAGCUUCUACUGCUGGUCUUAUGGGCUCAAAAGUAACUUACCAUCUGAGAUAUUGAAUAAGUUGGAGUAGACAACUGAUCUAUAGUGUACAAGAAACAUUCAGAUUAUUGGAAAUAAACUUGUACAAUAUAA
Molecule: messenger RNA, 3364 nt
Organism: Procambarus clarkii (red swamp crayfish)
Lineage: Eukaryota; Metazoa; Arthropoda; Malacostraca; Decapoda; Cambaridae
Gene: DCP1
Product: decapping protein 1
Biological process (GO): deadenylation-dependent decapping of nuclear-transcribed mRNA; positive regulation of catalytic activity; deadenylation-independent decapping of nuclear-transcribed mRNA
Cellular component (GO): P-body
Molecular function (GO): mRNA binding; enzyme activator activity
Source: RefSeq, a predicted model, not a curated record